Messenger RNA from Penicillium canariense, 1959 nucleotides. Its product is annotated as ankyrin repeat domain-containing protein. The record is from RefSeq and is a predicted model, not a curated record. Bases 1 to 1959 code for a protein of 652 amino acids. Lineage: Eukaryota; Fungi; Ascomycota; Eurotiomycetes; Eurotiales; Aspergillaceae. The transcript has 2 exons. Gene Ontology annotation, molecular function: catalytic activity; protein binding. Gene Ontology annotation, biological process: nucleoside metabolic process.
AUGCCACCAAGAACCUUGAGCCAUGAAGCGUACAGAGUAGGAUGGAUAUCUCCGUUGGAGGUGGAACAGAUCGCGGCGAUGCUGAUGCUGGACGAAGAGCACAAACCUCUACCGCAAAUGCCCGCGGAUCACAAUGUCUACAAGCUUGGAAGCAUUAACAACCACAACGUUGUUAUCGCAGGUCUCCACCAGCCGGGUAAUUGCCCCGCAGCUACUGUCGUCGCGCAGAUGAGGAUGACAUUUCCGAACCUCAGGUACGGCCUACUAGUUGGUAUUGGCGGCGGAGUGCCGAUAAAGACGGAUAACGGGAUGAUCCAAUUAGGCCAUAUAGUGGUCAGCAAACCGACAAGCACACACUCUGGUGUAAUACAAUAUGACCAUGGAAGAGCGAGGGAGGGUCACUUUGAGCGGAUAGGCACCCUUACGCCACCUCCGGUAGCCCUCCUAAAUGCUGCACAAUCCCUAUCAGUGCAACGAGCGAUCGUGGACCGCGAUCCUAUUUGGGAAGAUAUAAAGAGAACGCAAACAAGCCGCCGAAGACUUUCACGCUUCAUAUCUCCCGGUAUUACGAAUGAUCAUCUACACCAAUCAGAUUAUAUACAUCAACAGGCGGGGGUAUCUUGCGAGGAUGGUGGAUGUGACCCAGGGCAGCGCAUUGAGAGAGCUAUGGAUAAUAGCGAGGAGCCUUUUAUUGUUGUGCACCGAGGGACGAUUGCGUCGGGGGAGUUAGUGGUGAAGGAUGCUAAGCUAAGAGAUCGCUUAGGGAAGCAGCAUGGGCUGCUAUGCUUCGAGAUGGAGGCGGCAGGAGCCCUUGCCAAUUUUCCAUGCCUCGUUAUCCGUGGUAUCUCUGACUACUGCGACUCCCACAAGAAUGACCAGUGGCAUGGAUACGCGGCUGCGGUAGCGGCCGCAUAUGCGAGGCGGUUGUUCUUUCACCUGCCAAUCGAAGUGACGCAAAAACUGCAACGGGAUUCGGCUGCGUCGGGUGAGGAGACCGUUCCACACGAUGGGCAGUACGGGCAAGGAGGGCCUGGUUACAACUCCCGCCAAACCAGUAGGCCAGUUGACUCUGGACCCAAAACUGUAAUUUUCGGCGCCUCUGACAAUUCCAACCCUCGGUCAGCGCAGAAUUACGAGACAAAUAUUGCACAGACGGCAAAUUUGGAUGAUAGGACACUGGUCGGACUGCUUCACAGGGCGGGAUUCCAUGCAAGAACACUGCAUGAGGCCGUAAAGAAUGGGCUUGUGGAGGUGUUGCUGAAGGAUGGAGCCGAUGUCACAAGUCCAGAUGACGAUGGCUGGGCGCCAAUCAACCUAGCCGCAGGCAGCGGGCACGAAACUGUGACGAGGCUGCUUAUAGAGAAAGGCGCCGACCUCGAGGCGAAGACCAAGUUAGGCAACACCCCGCUCUUGGUAGCUGCACUUAUGGGGCAUGAGGCCGUGGUGCGUCUGCUGCUUAGUAAAGGCGCCGACAUUGAGGCGAAGGACAAGAUUGGCGACACAGCGCUCUUGCUGGCUGUGCACAAGGGACACGAGGCUGUGGCGAAGCUACUAGUGGAGAGUGGCGCAAACCUCGAGGCACAGAAUAAGGAUGGCGACACACCACUCUUGCUAGCUCUACACAGGGGCCAUGAAGCCGUGGCAAGUCUGCUGGUGGAGCAAGGCGCCAACCUCGAGGUGAAGGAUAAUUAUAGCAGGACGCCGCUCUUGCUGGCUGCAAAAAACGGGCUCGAGACUAUGACAAGGCUGCUAUUAGAGAAAGAUGCCAACGUCGAUACGAAGGACGUCUUUGGCGACACAUCGCUCCUGUUGGCUGCAGAAAACGGGCAUGAGGCCGUGGUGAGGCUACUGGUAGGGACAGGCGCCAACUGUGAUGGAUGUGUUGAGGUAACAAAGGCGGAGACGAGGACGGCCGGCAGAUAUCGCCAGAGUUAUCCUUACCAUACUAGAUUUGCGUGA